AAUAUAUUGUGUUAUUCAAUUUCACUGGAAAGAAGAAACACUUUUUAUUGAAAAAUUAUGCCGAGUAGUAAAACAAGAAUCGCUGUUGUGGGUGGUGGAGUGGCUGGUCUGGUGAUAGCUCGUCAUGUAGUGGCCAAAUUAAAUUCUUAUAAUCUCGUCCUUUUUGAGCAAACCGAUCAUAUCGGUGGCACCUGGGUAUAUACUGAUGAAACAGAUAUUGACAAACAUGGACUUUUGAUUCACAGCAGCAUGUACAAGAAUCUCAGAACAAAUAUACCGAAGGAAGUAAUGGCGAUACCUGACUUUCCCUUUCAAGAUCUGGGUGGCCCGUCUUUCAUUCACCACAGCUUAAUAAAAAAAUACCUUAUGAGUUAUGCGAAACACUUCAAUCUUUAUCCCUACAUUAAAUUGAAUACCCUAGUAAAGCGCGUAGAGCCAGAAACUAUUAACGGCCGGACAUUAUGGAUGGUGACAUACGAGUCAUUGGAGACCAAAACAGAAACCACAAAGAUUUUCGACGCUGUGGUGCUGUGCAACGGACAUUACACUGUUGGUCGUAUUCCGCAUAUUCCAGGUAUCGAAAGCUUUCGCGGUAGAUGUGUUCACAGCCAUCAGUACAGAGUGCCAGAGGUCUAUACCGGCAAGAAGGUUUGCAUACUCGGCGCGUCCUGGUCUGGCAUUGAUAUCGCCAUGGAAGUCUUGCAAUAUGCUGAUAAAGUAUAUCUGAGUCAUAAUUUGCCGGAACAACUCAAAUCGAAAAUAUCGAGCAAUCUCGAGCAAAAACCCGGUGUCCAGUCCAUCCAGGGGAACAUCUUCACCUUCCGCGACAGUUCAACAGUGGAAGUGGACGAUUUCAUAUUCUGCACUGGUUACAAAUUCACGUAUCCCUUUAUGUCGGCUAAAGUCGAGAUACGUACGGACGACGACCAUGUGGAACCUGUCUAUAAGCAUCUAGUGCAUAUGGACUAUACAAAUCUGUUUUUCAUGGGCUUGCCCGCGAUGGUGAUACCGUUUCCAUUGUUUCAUAUCCAAGCACAAUAUAUCCUCGGGGUUCUCGAAGAUCGUAUUAAGUUACCGUCUGCACAACAGAUGCGCGAAGAAUAUGAAAUUGAGAAAAACUCUCUAUUGGACAAAGGCAUUCCGCUGAGACACAUUAACAAGUUAAAGGACAGACAAUGGGCUUACUAUGAUCAACUUGCAACUGCUGCGAAUGUGACAGGCUUCCUACCAGUAGUCAAGAAGGUUAUGACUCACGUUUUGCAAAUGCGCGAAGUAGACUUCACUACCUACAAAAAUUAUCAGUAUCGCAUCAUCGAUAGCGAAAAUUUCAGCGUAUCUUACUGUAAACCUUGUUAGGUUCCACGCAAAGAAAAGUGAGAAAAAUAAAUAUUAUUUUAUUGCAAGAUGACUGUACGUAUUUAACGGAUACGAUAAACUGUUUAUAUUUUUCAAUAUCAACAUUGUUUAUGCUAGAAAUUUGUACAUACAUCGCAAUUUAAUACGAUAAAUAUUUUCGAUUAAGGGCAGUUCAUUAUAAAAAUUAGAACGAAGGCUCUAUUCCCGUUUAUUUCAACCCUUCAUAAUCUUCUUUAAAAGUUGAACCGUUAAUAGUCACAGGGUCAGAAUGACCUCGAACGCAUUUAACAUUAAUUUUUUUUGUCUUCAAAAAAACAAAAACUGUGAAUAUGGUAAUAGGUUAAAUGCGCUUUGGAUCAUUUUCAUUCCAGUGUGACCAUGAACGAUUAAUAAAAAUGUUUACCAUGUUUCUACACGAGGCUCACAACACUGACUUGUUAUAAUAAUAAUGAAAAUAAUGAAAGAUACAGAAAAGAUAAAUAUUAGUAUACAAGGUUAUCGUAUCCAUGUUGGAAAAACCAAGUAUAGCCAAAUAUUGCUCAUUAUUUUCGUAUGAACACUGCGCAGAAUCUGCGUCGCAGAUGCGGUCAUAUUCAAAUAAAUGUAUAUUAGAUUAUAUAUUACUAAAAAAACGAGCAUUGAAACAUUCGAAGUCCGAUAUACUUCUCAUGCGAUUUAUUUAGUCAAUUGACAAUGGAUUCAAGAAUCAAACUGGCAAAGCAUAGAGACGAUAUGUAAUUGUCACAUAAUUUUGAGGGUUUUUAAAAAGAACAAAGCUAUAUUUUUUCGUUGCAUAAUCAUAACAAUUAUUUAAAAAUGUAAUCUAACACAUGUAAAUUAAAAUAUAUAACAUAAAUACAACUGUAAUCUUUCAGCAAUUUAACAAAUGUUAUACGACUGAUACGUAUAAAAUACAUAUAUGUACUACACAUAUGUAAUUGAAUUUAUUCAACUUCCAGUUGUCACGGAUACAUUCAGGGAAAUGCUAUUAGCAUGUCAUCCUAUCCUUGUUUUACAUCUAAUAAACAAUAUAGAUGGAAUGAUUCAAAUAGCUCUGUCUCCCCGAACAUAG
Molecule: messenger RNA, 2428 nt
Organism: Atta colombica
Lineage: Eukaryota; Metazoa; Arthropoda; Insecta; Hymenoptera; Formicidae
Product: flavin-containing monooxygenase FMO GS-OX-like 3
Exons: 7
Coding region: 58-1356 (432 amino acids)
Molecular function (GO): NADP binding; N,N-dimethylaniline monooxygenase activity; flavin adenine dinucleotide binding
Source: RefSeq, a predicted model, not a curated record